GUUGAAUUAUGUACCUAAGGUACAUGACCUAGGUAGUGUCUGAUAGCGCGUCAACUCCUUCUAUAUCGUUGUCGCGUUCUCUUAUUAGUCGCUUCUGAGCGAACCUUCAACCAAAAAGGUUCCUUUAGCCAAACAUCAAUAAUGGCCCUUCCAUUACCUCCUGGCCUUGUGCCAACCGAAGUCGCUUUUCUCUGUGAGAUGGAAAUGGUUACAGUAGUUCCUCGUCAAAGAUUAGAGUCAAUUCCACUCCUCAGUGGUAAAACUCCAGCUCUACGCCCUCCGCACCGCGCCCAACUUCCCCUAUGGCUUGCGCUAUUACUCAAGAAACAGAGGCGUGCGAAUAUCGUUGCGCCGCCUUGGCUACACUCAGAUUCGCUAAAGGAUAUUAUUCAUUACGAAACCAAUGUCGACCCCGAAGCAUUCUCCCCGCCUCCACCACCCCCCAUGAAGUCCGACGGUAGGGGCGGCGCGAAGCCAUACGCCCAAUCUUCAUCUGAGAUAAAGCCGGGGGAUAUGGUCUUGUCGCCUCCCUUCCUCCCCUCGUGCACCCAGGACGCGCCUUCGGGCUUCCUACCUUACCACUGGCUCGAGCUUUCCGAAACUCUCCUCGCACACGCCGCCGACGAUAUACCGAAUGCCGCCGAGGUUCGAACGCUACUGCGGGAUCUUCAAGAAGUGCGGGCCGCAAAAAUGCGCGGCAGCACUAUCCAUCUAGAAGGCGGCGGCGGCUUGCUCCAACUGCGAGGUGUCGGAGCCAUGGAACUAGCUGAAAGCAGAGGGUUCGUGUUAGGUGUCAUCGAAGGCGUGAGGAAGUUAGGUGCGAGUGCCGAAGCGAGUAGGAGGGAAGAGGAGGAAGAAAGGGCUAAUGGCGGAGGAGACGAGGAUAGCGACGAGGAGAUGGGCUUCUAGAGACGAAAUAAAUGACGCAUAUGAGACAUGGUUACAGCAUU
This is a messenger RNA of Daldinia caldariorum, 950 nucleotides long. Its product is annotated as GINS complex, PSF2 component. Bases 142 to 909 code for a protein of 255 amino acids. The record is from RefSeq and is a predicted model, not a curated record. The transcript has 2 exons. Gene Ontology annotation, biological process: DNA replication; double-strand break repair via break-induced replication. Gene Ontology annotation, cellular component: GINS complex; nucleus. Lineage: Eukaryota; Fungi; Ascomycota; Sordariomycetes; Xylariales; Hypoxylaceae.